AUGGACAACGAUGAACCGGUACCAACGUCUGAUCCUGAAGAGUUGGAAGAGUUCAAGGCCGGUUCUCCUUCCUACUGGAGAGGACGCGAGCAGCUGCGCUUGCGCGCUCAUACCGUAGAUGCCGAUAUGGUUGCUCUUGGAGAUCUGUCUCACGCACUGGGCUUAUGCGCUGAAUACGAUUCCUCACCUUCACCUUCACCUCAAUCGCGACCGUACUCUCCGCCGAAUAUCAAUGCUGCGCCGACUCGCUCGCAGAGCAACUCGGCUACAUCCCCUACUCCCAGGGACAGACACACACCCCAACACAUGCAGAGUUCUUCACCCGCAUCCAGUUCGCUGCUUCCUACACCCGCCAUUGAUUCCGACGAUGAAGACCCGUUGAUCGCUGCUGGAUACGACACAGACCAUAUUGACAUGCAGGAGGGAGCAGUUGAUGCGCACGUCGCGUCAUUUGCUGUAGACUCAAUCGGUCUCUCCCCCGGUCGUUCCAUCAAGGAUUCUCUUCCACUAAUUCCUGAUGCACCUUCUCCGACACUAUCCCCUUCAGCGGACCCACUCUCCCUCUUCAGUCCCCCACCAAGUUUCCCUCGGACACCGCCCCGACGCGCUGUACAACCUUGCGCUUCUCCAUCAGCGUCUUCUAGAGUAUCUCAGUCGUCGCGACACUCCUCCCCGCUCACGCCAAUUCACUCGCCAACAAGACCCAGGAGCGCGAGUCUCUCCCCAAAACCCUCAUCUCCUGUCGCGGGUCCUUCGACCGUACAUCUACCGGUGGGCGAAAUCCCAGAAGAGCAAUUGGCGAACAUCGCUGCUGAACAAGCGCAGGCGCGCUAUUCGCUGCGCACGCGUCUUGCCCGUCAGAAGAACCCCUACGCAUACGACAAGGCCCUGUACAAGCAGCAGAUGCGCUCAAACCCAGACGCCAUCGUCAAGGUGAUUAGUCCUCGCCGCCGCAGCAGGCAUCGCAGUAGGAGCGCGGCGCGCUCAGGAGACGAGGGUAGUGAUGGUGACUAUUCAGGGCAGGAGGACGAUCAGGACGCGGAGGACGAAAGUCAGAGACAAAGGGAGGGCAGAACACGAAGUAUGAGUCGUGAGGUAGCGUCGGUAUUUGAUGCGGAUGAAGGAGAGGAAGAAAGGUCGUCUAGGCGGCGACCGCGGCAUAGGAGGAGCCCAAGCAAUCAAAUGACUGCCGCGGGGCCUGCGCAACAAUCACCAAGAUUGGAUAAUUCCAAGGACCCGCCGCAGCGAACAAGGUGGCAGCCAAGCGCAUUUAACGAGACGUUUAGCAGCGACGACAGCGCCGUCGAUGAUGUUGCAGAUAAACAGGAAACAAAUCCUCGUCGAAGGCGCGCAAGACCAUUCCCUAUGAGGAGGAAGCACAUAUCACGCAAAUCGGAUACUCCAGAGCGAGCUGCUACUGAGUCUAGGUCAGACGAACACGCGGAGCCGGUCGCUAAGAUCACCCCCAACGAUAGCUCUGAUGAACACAUCGACGAACCCGCGCCGACGUGGCGACGGCGGAAGAGCUCAGCGUCGCUUCCCUUGCAGACGCCCCCGAGUUCCCCCUUCCCAGGCGAUGCCAGCUUUCAGGACAUGCAAUGGCAUCCUCUUGACCUCGAUAACGACUUCCCCCACCAUGCUGGCAGCCCCAUGCCUCCACCCUCAUCGACGCCUGUGGUCGUGGACAUGUCACCACCUCACAGCACACGACCAUCCGAAGCGUCCGACUCCGAUGUCAUGAUAGUUUCUGACGGUCAUCACUCAUCUCCUACUCGCUCCGUCGACGAUCUUGACGGUGACUCUGGCACCAAUGAUUCAUUCGUCAACGAGAUGCGGUCCGAAGACCGCACAGCUUUGAGUCAUAUGUGGCCGCGAGUCAUGAUAGAUCAACACUUCCGUAACGUACAGGAAUCCAGGCCGCGACGCCCUGCUACGCCGCCGAUCCGCGGUAACAGUGAGGAUAGAGAGGAAGAACAGCCGUUAAGACCUGAUGCCACCUCGGAGUCAGACAUGGACAGGCCCCGUCAAAGCAAGCGACGUGCAGGACGGGAGGUUCGACAGUAUGCUUCCGCUGAGGGAGAUCUUGGGGUUCCCGAGCAGUCAUCUCGUCGGAACGGGCCUACGGGUGGAGCAGUUUGGGAGCAGGACCCCAUCGAUCGCAUGCUGACACGCACGAGGUUUUCCGAUGACAAGAAGAACCGCACGAGGAAAAGUCGUUCGCGCGGCGGUGCAAAGAUUUCCUCGAAUACGCUACAUGUCGUCACGGCCGGAGCUAGGCAUGCUUCAGGUCGUCAGACGGUUCUCUCUUUCGAGCGUGCUUCAAGAUCACGAAGCGCCUCUCCGUUUGAAGAUGUUCCCGUCAGGCAACAUAUUCAGACCGGUGACGGCCGUUCCAAGGCAAAAGCGAAGCGCAAAGGCAAGGAGCCGCGUGACCAGGGUACCUCAUUCGCGUUUGCUGGCGAAGGCGGGCAGAUUGUCUCCGGGAGAGCACACAAGACACCCGUGACGAUUGAUGCGGAGCAAGUCGCAACCAAUACCGCCUCUCCCUCUCGAGGGACGAAAGCCGCGGCGGCCAAGGAGCGUACUCUACAAGACUACUGGAGUGAUGACGCAGACCAAUUGCAUGCACGAGUCCCUGUCGAGGCGGGUAGCAAGCAUAACUACCUUCGCGUCGUAUCACGCUCGACUGCGCCGUACCGUAUCUGGGUGCUGGUCGAAGCUUCGGAACCGAUUGCUACCUCCAACGAGGAUGUCUCUACGAAUUGGAGGACUCAUUACUACCGAGCGCGAUCGUCCUACCGGAUGGAGUGGAUCCAGCCUUCACAAGAAGAAUUGCCGAGCUGUGGAGAUGCCUAUCUCGACACCAACGAUCGUCUCGUUCUCUUUGGGGCAUCUUACAAGAACUCAUUUCCAAUGAAGGACUCCUGGACAACGCUGCCACAAAGGUCGACGCUAUUUGUCACUCUGGCGCUCGAUCGCGUCGAGUUAACUACAGACGCCGUUCGGGAUCAAUCUCUUUCGAUGGAAAUAUUCAAGAGUCGCAACUUUGCCAACCUGUCGGACGAAACUCCGGAACUCCCGAGUUUCCUUCGGCACAGCGAUAUCAGCCUCCUAUUCGAGAACAAGCUCAGUGAUACCGCCUACACCCUGCUACUGAAGCUCGUCGUGAAGGCAGCGGGUGAUACACGUCCGCGGAACGACGGAGAUCAUGGUACUGUAGGUCCAUCACCGAAGGUGAAAAAGCUGCUAUCCCUUUGCAUCCCUCGCGGAUCUGUGCCUUUCACCAAGGGCAAGCCACCGACUUCGCAACACCUAUCCAUGUUGUACAAUCGAUUUAGCGCUGUGGCCGUUGCUUUCUACCUCGAACCAUCCAUGGGGAACAUCAAGCAUUGCCUACUGCCGUACGGCGAUAUGUCAUCUUCGAGGACGCCGAUCACGAAUACUGGACGAGUACGUGCGAACACGCGGCGAUAUUCAAGUAGCUACGGUGUCCAACUACUGCUCGGAUGUGCGCGUCGCAUCAUCGAGACCCCUGUCAUGAACCCGGGCCAAACUGUGUCAGAGUAUCCGGAUCCUGCCUGGUUGAGAGGCCCGUGGGUUAAGCGUAUCUUUCCCUCGAUACGCAACUCAGCGCCAACCCGCUCUUCCUCCACCACGGCGGGUACGACCAUCGUUGAGACGGCGGAGGAUAGUCAGGAAAGUCAGGAGUACUUCGAUGUGGAAGACAUGAAUUGGGACGAUCCAGAGCUUGUCGCUGCACUCGAUCCCGAGAACUCAGCGAAGGGAAAAGAGUUAAAGCAGAAUGACGAAGCCGUAUGCGAGAUCAUUGUUCAAGACAUCGCCGAGACGAUCUAUCGCCUCGUGAUGAGGCACUUCAGCGGCCCCAAUGAGUCUGAGUCCUUGGAACAGUACAGCGACGAGACGGAUAGGUGGGUGGAUUGCUGGGUCGGAUGUGCCAGCGUGCUGGUUCAAAACGGCAAAAGGUCCUGGGAAAAGAUCAGCGACGAUUCCUGGCGUCGUCGUGUCGGCCUGCGAUUCAUGUUGAUGGUUCUCCGAUUGGAUCCUUCCGCAUACUUUGUGUACCAGUUCCAAUUUCUUGACGUUCUCAUGCAGAGUUUAGUGCAACAAAGAUCACCAUGA
This is a messenger RNA of Fomitopsis serialis, 4140 nucleotides long. RefSeq lists its product as uncharacterized. Gene Ontology annotation, biological process: double-strand break repair via homologous recombination; replication fork processing. The record is from RefSeq and is a predicted model, not a curated record. Gene Ontology annotation, cellular component: nucleus; Cul8-RING ubiquitin ligase complex. Lineage: Eukaryota; Fungi; Basidiomycota; Agaricomycetes; Polyporales; Fomitopsidaceae. Bases 1 to 4140 code for a protein of 1379 amino acids. The transcript has 16 exons.